Molecule: messenger RNA, 1023 nt
Organism: Rotaria sp. Silwood1
Lineage: Eukaryota; Metazoa; Rotifera; Eurotatoria; Philodinida; Philodinidae
Source: the annotation of a GenBank genome assembly
AUGAGUGAAUUAUCAUCAUCUGUUCAAGAACAAAAAUCAUCAUCAUGGUUUAGUAAUUUUAGUUUACCAACAAAUUUAACUAAUCAAUUAUCAAAUUUAAGUUCAACAAUUAUUCAAACAACAUCGAAAGUAGGCACUGCUGCUAAUACAUUUGUUCAAAAAUCAAUUCAAGAACGAUUUUUAACAUCUAAUGAAAAUGAACAACAAACAUCUGAAACAAUAAAAACAAAUAAAGAUUUCACUAGUAUUCUUAAUGAUCUUGGUUCUACUGUACUUAAAAGUGCUCAACAAUUAAAACAAGUUGUAGAAGAAAAAACUAUAAUUGGUAAUUUUACAAAAGAACAAGAAAAAUUUUUAAUAGAUAAAAAUAUUAAACAAAGACAUGAAGAAACAGCUGUACUUCCAUGGAUUGGUUAUGAACAAGAAGAAGAAAUGAAAAAACAAAUUUUAGCUCUUUCACAAGAAAAACGUAAUUUUCUUCGUAGUCCACCACCUGGAGCUAAUUAUCAUUUUGAUAUGACAGCUAUUUAUCCUGUUGCAUUAGCUAUUCUUGAAGUUGAUGAAAAUUUAAAUCAAAUGCGUUUUGCUCUUGUACCAAAACAAAUUAAUGAAGAAUCAUUCUGGCGUAAUUAUUUCUAUCGUGUAAGUUUAAUAAAACAAUCGACUCAAUUAACAGCUUUAACAAGUGAAAAUGCAAAUACUCCAUCAAACAAUGAAACACAUAAUUCAUCAAAUAAGUCGAUUUUAACACAUCGAACAUCUGAAUCACAAGAAAAAACAUCUGAUAUUAAUCAAGAAUUUGUCAGUGAAGAUUAUGAUACAUCAGCUUUAAGUAUGGAUGAUAUUCGACGUGAAAUUGAAGAAUUAACUGUAGCAAAAAAAAAUUUAAAUAAAACAAAACAUAGUAAUUCAGAUUUAGAUGAAAGUGAAUGGGAUAAAGGAUUAGCUGAUGAACUUGAAAAUGUUACUGCUGAAGAACUUGAAGCACAAAUUAAUGAAAUAUUAAGUGGCACUACUAAAUGA